AGCACGGGUUAAUAUUAUGGCCAAGGUCCUUCAGAUGGCGGUGAUGCUGGGCAGCUCCAAGCUGGGCCACGGCGCCUUUGGAUUUGAUGAAAGGCAAACGGACUCGACUCCAGUGCCGCAGAUGAAGCGGGAGCUGCCCACGCGAAAGAUGUGCCUGGAGGCCUUUAAGCGCACCCACUACGACAUCCUCAUCAUUGGCGGCGGUGCUGUGGGUUCCGGUUGUGCUCUUGAUGCUGCCACGCGGGGCUUAAAGACCGCCCUGGUGGAAGCGAAUGACUUCGGCAGCGGCACUUCCUCCAAAUCGAGCAAACUCUUGCACGGUGGCCUAAGGGAUCUGGAGCAGGCUAUCUCGCGUCUGGACGUGGCUGCAUUUCGGAGGGUUCGCAGCUCCUUGCAGGAGCGCAGCCACAUUGGCAAUCUGGCGCCGCAUCUCAGCCAGCCAGUUCCCAUCCUGCUGCCCGUUCACCAUUGGUGGGAGGCGCCGCUUUACUACAUGAAGCUAAAGAUUUACCACCUGAUGGCGCCCAAGACCACCAGGAGUUUUCAGUAUCUGAGUGCGAACGAGGCGUUGGAACUAUUUCCAAUGUUGCGACGCCAGGAACUGUUUGGCGCCUUCGUCUUUUACGAGGGCCAGCACGAUGAUGCCAGGAUGUGCCUUUCGGUUGCUCUUACGGCGGCUCGUUACGGAGCAGAUAUCUGCAACCACAUGAAGGUCUCGAGACUAAUCAAGAACAAGGAGGGCAAUGUGGCGGGUGCGGAGGCGGUGGACCAGCUGACGGGCAAGAAGUACAGUAUCCGGGCGAAGGUGGUGGUCAACGCCACUGGCCACAUGAGCGACAGCCUCCGCCAGAUGGAGGAUUCGGAAGCCAAGCCGCUCUGCACGCGCAGCUGGUCCUCGAUCAUCGUCUUGCCCCGAUACUACUGUCCCGAGGAGGUGGGCGUCUUUGAUCCACACACGCCCAGUGGCCGAUCGAUCUUUUUCCUGCCCUGGCAGGGCCAUACGCUAGUGGGAUCCAGCGAUGAGCCGCUCAAUCUGCCCGAACAGGACACGCAGCCCACGGAGACGGAUGUGCAGUCUCUACUAGACUGCGUUAAGCACUUUGUAACGCCCAAUUUCGAUGUGCGAAGAUGCGAUGUACUGGCCGUUUGGGGUGGUUACAAACCUCUGCCCGUGCAAUCCGAUUCCCUGCACCAUACUCUUUUCAAGAACCAUGUAAUUCAGCUAGGGCCCCGAAACAUGCUUUCCAUUGUGGGCGGCACCUGGUCGUCGUUUCGGGUUCUGGCUGAGAAAACUGUCAACGCAGCCAUACGGUAUGGAGAUCUUUCACCGCUGCGCAGAGAAUCGGUGACCGCCGAGUCCUGCAAACUGGAUGGAGCCAGUGGCUGGGGUCCGAAGAUGUUUAUCCGGCUGGUGCAGGACUUUGGAAUGGAGCGGGACGUGGCUGAGCACCUGUCCAACACGUACGGAUCGAAUGCCUUCAAAGUGGCUGUGAGUGCGGACAGCAGUGGAAAGGCAUGGCCCAUUGUGGGCAAGCGACUUCAUUCGGAGUUCCCGUACAUCGAGGCGGAGGUAAAGCAGGGCGUUCGGGACUUCGCUUGCACGUUGGAGGACAUGGUGGCCCGCCGACUACGUGUGGCCUUUCUAAAUGUCCAGGUGGCCGAGGAGAUACUACCGCAAGUGGCAAACAUUAUGGCCAAGGAGCUAAGUUGGUCGCGAGAGCAAAUUAAAAAGCAGAUCCGCAAGACGCGCACUUUUCUAAACUCCCAGAUGGGCCAGCUGACCAAGGAGAGUGCCUCGCAGUUGAACAUUCCCAUCAAGAUGAGUGUGGGCCAAGUGCGGAAGUUUGCCGGGCAGUUCAGGCAAAUGGAUAAGAACAAAACGGGGUACGUGUCGAUUGCCGACUGUUGCAGGGCCAUGAAAACGAUGGGCGUAAAGGAGGUGCCCGUCGACCUGAUGCACAACGUCUUGCGGGACAUUGAUGUCCAUGCCCAGGGCAAGGUCAACCUGUACGAGUUCCUUUUGCUCAUGUCGGCUAUUGUGCAGGGCAACACCGAGUACCUGCGGUACGCACGGCUGUAUUUGGACCACAAAAAGCAUAUGAAAGGCAGUAACUUUCCUAUCGUAAUGCAAAUGGAGCGGGCCGGGGGCGGCCUUUGAAAAUAGUCUUCGUUGUCACCAUCGUCUACGCAUUACACGUCGAAGCAGUUUCCUUCGGGGAUCGCUACCUCAACUUUAA
This is a messenger RNA of Drosophila santomea, 2237 nucleotides long. RefSeq names its product glycerol-3-phosphate dehydrogenase, mitochondrial (gene Gpo2). Gene Ontology annotation, cellular component: mitochondrion; glycerol-3-phosphate dehydrogenase (FAD) complex. The record is from RefSeq and is a predicted model, not a curated record. Lineage: Eukaryota; Metazoa; Arthropoda; Insecta; Diptera; Drosophilidae. The coding region runs from base 17 to 2158 and encodes 713 amino acids. Gene Ontology annotation, biological process: glycerol-3-phosphate metabolic process. The transcript has a single exon. Gene Ontology annotation, molecular function: calcium ion binding; glycerol-3-phosphate dehydrogenase (quinone) activity.